UGUUGUUUUGAUUGACAACCAGUAGUCGGGGGUUGAACUUUCGUCUUCCCCUCCGUCGUCAAAAACAUGUGUUAAAUGAUUGAAAAUCGAUGUCUGAAAUGCUGAUGACAGCAACGGAGGACAUAUCGCUGUGCCCAAUGAAACCAGAGGAGUGUCCAGGCGGUGUACGGAGCUUCCUUUUGGUGGACGACCAGGAAAAUCUCCAGGUCCACGACGAGUCUGAUUUUGUUGAGAGGCUCAACUGCAGGGAUGUCGGAGGUGUCAAAGUUAUCUCCAUCUUUGGAAACACAGGGGACGGCAAGUCACACACCCUUAACCACAUCCUGUUCGGUGGUGAGAGUGUGUUUUAUACUUCCAAGUCCCCUAGCUCAUGUACGGUGGGUGUGUGGGCCGCUUACGACCCUUUCCUCAGCCUGAUUGCCCUGGACACCGAGGGCUUGUUGGGGGCCGCUGCCAAUCAAAAUCAGAGAAUGCGGCUACUGCUGAAGGUCCUGGCGGUGUCUGAUAUAGUAAUCUAUCGAACGCGAGCCGAGCGCCUGCACAACGACAUGUUCCAGUUCUUGAGCAGUGCUUCGGGGGCUUAUCUGAAGCACUUCACUCCAGAACUGAAGGCCUUAUCCAGCCGCUGCAGUCUGGACGUGCCUCUGUCACAUCUCGGCCCUGCGGUUAUUGUCUUCCAGGAGACGACGCACACACAACUACUGGGCCAUGAUUCAAAGGUGGCAGGCCACGGUGACACGCAGCUCCAAAGGCGUUUUCAUGACCUGGGCUUAGGCACAGACGCCUUCAGCUCAGUACAGUACGUGGGAACCCAAACAAUUACGCCUCCCACCGACUACAGCGGGCUGCUGGAGACCAUCAGACAGCAAGUGAAGAACACACACACACGCUCGCCCCGCCAUCCCGGCAUAGUGUUUCAUGCUCUAGAAGCCCUUAGUGAACGUUUCUGUGGUGAGCUUUCAGACGACAAGGUGAAUCUGUACACCUUCUUCCCUGACGAGUACUUCACCUGCUCUGCUGUCUGCCUGAGUUGCAAUAUUCGCUGCAAGAAUGGAAUGAACCAUCUGCGAGACAGGGUUCCCCACAUGGCAGAUGGACUGUGCCAGUAUGCACACCAGUACAACAACAAAGUCCUUAUUUGUAAGAGGUGCUACGAAGGAGGCAGGGAGGUGACAGUUGUGCCCAAGACUUCUGCAUCCUCUGACAACCCGUGGUUCGGACUGGCCAAGUUUGCCUGGUCAGGUUACGUGUUAGAGUGUGGCAGCUGUGGAGUCAUCUACCGCAGUAGACAGUACUGGAUAGGGAACCAGGACCCUGAAAGCAGCGUGGUGCGUUCUGAGGUCAAACAUGUUUGGGAGGGGUCGGACACCUUCCUCAGCACCCACCAGAAUGCAGCUCAGAGGGUGCUGGAUGGGAUGAACUAUGUGAUCCAGUCAGUGUCGGAGUACAGCACCGGUCCCACCAAAACUGUCACAUCCUGGCUCACUGACCAGGUGGCACCACUGUACUGGAGACCCAACACAGAGAUCACGGCCUGUCAUGGCUGUCACAAAGUGUUUGAGGAGGCGGAGCGUAAGCACCAUUGCCGUUCAUGUGGGGAGGGCUUCUGCCACCCUUGUUCCAGCCACAGGAUGCCGGUCCCAGAGAGGGGAUGGGGCAGCACCCCCGUCAGGGUGUGUAUGGCCUGCUAUCAACAGGGAGGACCUCCUGAAACCAACAGCGAAGUGUGUAAAGUGGAGCCCCGCGGACUCAUCGCUCGCAGGGUGGCAGAGGUGGCUCAGUCCACAUUGGACAUGGUCAGCACCGCUGUGGACUAUCCGCUCUGCUUUGUGAAGGACGUAGCUCGACCAGACUACUGGGUUCCAGACCAGGACAUCACCCGCUGCCAUCAGUGCUCUAAAGUCUUCACUCCAAUCAUGUCCAAGCACCACUGCAGGGCCUGUGGUCAGGGGGUGUGCGGACCCUGCUCCGCGCACAUGAAGCCCGUACCCUCCAGAGGGUGGGAUCACCCCGUGCGAGUGUGUGACAGCUGCAACACCCGCACCGAUAGUCUCUAAGCUCCAACUCUGGAAUGGAUCUGAAGGUACUGUAUGAUCAAAGGUGCCGGCCAGAUGCGGUCGUCGUCACCACAGGUUCCAGGUGCUUCCUGUUUUCCUCGACACAUGGAAGUGCUGCACAAAGUGACUUAAAAGUGUAGAACAACGAACAAGUGGGAGAUUUUCAGAUAGAAUAUUUGAGCGUCUUUUCAAAUCACGACGCUGGCUUUAUCUUCACGUUGUUUAUCAUGUUAAGUUUGUCUGGAGUUAACAUAAGGUUACAAGGAUGGAUGGAAGCCAGCGCAGUUUACACUGACCUUGGAGAAAAGACUGUGUCGUGUUCAGGAAAGAAUGUGUGUGUGUGGUUCCAUUUUUACUGUUAAUCGCAGUAUCUGAAGAAAAUUGAUAAUUAGGAAUUAAGUUGCGAGGAGAAGUAAUUCCCUGGCGGACUGCUCAACUGUGGCGGAAUCUCAUCGCCCCCUCCCAAACUAAAUAUGUCGAAAUGGCGACCUGAAACUCAUCUUUUACUGAAUCAAAGCAAGCUGGGUUAGCUUAGUUUAGCAAGGCAUGCUAGUGCGGCUGUCUAUGCCACUCGGGCUGUAUGAGUGUGUUUACACAGUGUUGGGCUUUUGGGAUGCCUGCUGACGUUGCUAAAGUUCUGAGCAAAAUAACCUACCAACAAUCAUGCAGCCUUCAAAAUAAGAGCGCAGUUCACCACAGCUUGUCUAAAACAAAAGAAGGGUAUAUUUUUUUUUUUUAAAUCGUACAUUAAUAUAAACACAAUUGGAGUUGCAUUGGUGACUACGUCUUCCUUAAUCACAAGCACGGGCAUUACAGUGUGUUGAUGAUUUUGUAACAAUAAUGUGUUGACAUCCCAUGAGAAAAGUUAGCCAAGCGACAUUCCUUUCUGAAAUAUUGGCCAAUGAAGGAUUGCAUCCCUAAAUCUGUACAAUUAAUUAACAUACAUUUUAUUUAUUAUCACAUAAUUAGACACUCCAUGCUGGUAAAAUAAGUGUAAAAGGUUAAAAAAUGUAUUUGGAAGGAUUUAAUAGGGAAGUGAUGGCAGUAUCUCAAAUUCCAUGUUCAGAUAUCACGCUCAAAAUGGGAAAAUAAGUGUGCUGUUGACAUUCCAAUGUGUGGAAUCCACUUGUGACUAAGUGGCCUCCUGCACUGACUAUACAAUUGUUUUACGGAUAUCGGAUCCACUCACUAGUGGAAGAAACACACGGCAAUCACUGCAAAAAUUGGCCAACUGUUAAUGCAACACGAACUGGACAAAUUGGCCAACUGGUAACGUGAUUUUUAUUUGUUUAUUAUGUUUAAGCAAAUAAAUAAGGUUGAAUUGUCUUAUAAGUAA
Messenger RNA from Doryrhamphus excisus (bluestripe pipefish), 3393 nucleotides. RefSeq names its product zinc finger FYVE domain-containing protein 1. The record is from RefSeq and is a predicted model, not a curated record. Gene Ontology annotation, biological process: lipid droplet formation. Gene Ontology annotation, molecular function: phosphatidylinositol-3,4,5-trisphosphate binding; 1-phosphatidylinositol binding; phosphatidylinositol-3,4-bisphosphate binding. Gene Ontology annotation, cellular component: lipid droplet. Lineage: Eukaryota; Metazoa; Chordata; Actinopteri; Syngnathiformes; Syngnathidae.